AUGUCCAGCCCAACCCAGUGGGUUCUAACCAACAAGCCUACCGAUCUCCCCGAACUCUCUGGUCCCAAUCAGACUUUCACCCUCGAAACGGCCUCGCUGCCCUCCCUGAACGAUGACCAAGUCCUCGUCAGGUCGCUCUAUAUAUCCAAUGACCCUGCCCAGCUCCCGCAAGAUGGCAUCAUGCGCGCUCGAUCGAUCGCCCAAGUCGUCGAGUCCAAAUCGUCCAAUUACAGCAGGGGCGACAAGGUGUUGGCUACAACAGGUUGGGCGGAAUACUCGGUGCAGGACGCCGUGGAAUGCCAGGCCUGUGAGGACAUCCCCGGUUUGAGCGCCACGCAUUAUUUGGGCGCUUUCGGUUUGACCGGCUUGACGGCUUACUACGGAACGAAAAUCAUAGCGAGGGUGGGGAGGGAGGAUACUGUUGUCGUCAGUGGAGCUGCAGGGGCUACGGGGAGUAUGGUCGUUCAGAUUGCGAAGAAGAUGCUGGGGUGCAAGAAGGUAGUUGAUAUAGCGGGGAGUGAUGACAAGGCCAAAUGGGUCGAGAGUUUGGGAGCUGACGUGUGUCUGAAUUACAAGAAGUUCUGCUUUAAGCAGGAUUUAGUCAAGGCGACUGAUGGCUUUGUGGAGGUUUAUUUCGACAACGUCGGAGGCGAGAUUCUCGAUCUGAUGUUGAUGCGGAUGAAGCAGGGAGGCAGGAUCGCUGCUUGUGGGGCUAUCACCGAUUAUAAUAGAAAUGAGAAGCAAACGACCUUGAAGAAUUGGUUUGAGGACUUUUGGGCGGAAGGAAAGGGGCCGCAGGCUGUGAAAGAGAUGGUGACAGCGGCGAAGGAAGGAAAGAUCAAGGUGGGCGAGGAGAAUGAGACUGUGGUUGAUAAUAAGUUUGAAGAUGUACCGAAGACGUGGAUGUCGCUGCUUGAGGGGGCGAACACGGGGAAGCUGGUCACGAAGCUGGUUUGA
This is a messenger RNA of Letharia lupina, 957 nucleotides long. RefSeq lists its product as uncharacterized. Gene Ontology annotation, molecular function: oxidoreductase activity, acting on the CH-CH group of donors, NAD or NADP as acceptor. The coding region runs from base 1 to 957 and encodes 318 amino acids. The transcript is spliced from 3 exons. Lineage: Eukaryota; Fungi; Ascomycota; Lecanoromycetes; Lecanorales; Parmeliaceae. The record is from RefSeq and is a predicted model, not a curated record.